This is a messenger RNA of Metschnikowia bicuspidata var. bicuspidata NRRL YB-4993, 1848 nucleotides long. RefSeq lists its product as uncharacterized. The record is from RefSeq and is a predicted model, not a curated record. Bases 1 to 1848 code for a protein of 615 amino acids. NCBI's taxonomy places the organism in Eukaryota, Fungi, Ascomycota, Pichiomycetes, Serinales, Metschnikowiaceae. The transcript has a single exon.
AUGACAACGCUCCGCGACUUGCCCAAGCUGUGCUCUUACGUGGGCGCCGUGGCCGCGGACGACCAGAUCCGCACGCCCGAAGCCGCCGCCGAAAACGGCGGCAAGGCGGGCCGCACCCCCCGCAUUCUCCAGGACGGCGCGUUCUCGUGGUCCUUGCCCGAGCCCCGCAAGCGGUACGUGUACAUGGCGUCGUCGCCGCAGGCGCUCGCGGACUUGGGCCUCGCUGCGCUGGAGCCGCAGAACCCGGAGUUCCGGCAGAUCGUCAGCGGCGAGAUCUACGGCGGCAACUUCCGGGAGCUCGGCUUGCCGGUGCCGUACGCGCAGGCGUACGCCGGGUGGCAGUUCGGCCAGUUUGCGGGCCAGUUGGGCGACGGCCGCGUGCACAACUUGUUCGAGGUGCCCAAGCCCCAGCCCGCGGGCGCGGCGCGCGCCACCGCCGUCAACCGUGGCACGUACGAGGUGCAGUUGAAAGGCCUGGGCAAGACGCCGUACUCGCGGUUCGCCGACGGCAAGGCAGUCGUGCGCUCGUCCAUUCGCGAGUACAUUAUCUCCGAGCACUUGCACGCGGUGGGCAUCCCAUCCACGCGGGCCUUGGCGUUGACGUAUCUCCCCGAGACGUACGCGCAGCGGCACGGCGCGGAGAAGUGUGCGGUGGUGGCGCGCUUUGCCGAGCUGUGGGUGCGGCUCGGCCUGUUUGACUUGCACCGCUGGCGCCACGACGUGCAGGGCGUGCGCCGGCUUAGCCAGUACGUGAUUGACGAGCUCUUCACGGUGCCGGGCGGCGCACGCUUCCCGUGCUUCUCGGCGCUCUUGGCGCACAAACCCGACUUCUUCGCCGCGGCCGGCUCGGUGGGCAGCUUGACGGACUUCGACCGCAUGUACUACGAGACCGUCGUGCGCAACGCGACCACCACGGCCAUGUGGCAGGCGUACGGCUUCCUCAACGGCGUGCUCAACACGGACAACACGUCAGUGCUCGGGCUCCUGAUGGACUUCGGGCCGUUCGCCAUCAUGGACCGCCUCGACCGCAAGUUCACACCCAACUCCGAGGACCACAUGCUGCGCUACAGCUACGCCAACACGCCCACGGCCAUCUGGUGGAACUUGACGCGCUUGGGCGAGGACAUGGCCCACCUCCUUGGCGCGGGCGAGCACAUGAUCAACGACGACGCGUUGAUGCGGGGCGCCUACUCCAAGGACGACGAGGAGCGCAUCGUCAAGCGCGCCACCAAGAUCAUCGAGGUCGGCGCGGAUAUCUACCAGUACGCGUUCACAAAGAAAUACGUCGAGGUGCUCUUCCUGCGCCUCGGCUUGCGCCCGCUGCUUGUGUCCCUGGCGGAUCCGGACGCGCUCAACGACGCCUUGCUCGUGCCCUUGCUCGACGUGCUCGAGAAAGUCCAGUGCGACUACAACAAGUUCUUCCUCACCUUGCAGGACGCCGGCGUAGCCGACGCCGGCUUCGACGCGGACGCAUUGGCCCGCUCCCUAUUGCUGGACUCGCCCGCCGAGCUAUCCGCGCAUGACGCGGAGAACUUGGUGGCCGACAUCAAGGCCUGGCUCGCGAAGUACCGCGAGUACGCCUUGGAGCACGGGCUCGACAGAGCUGUCAGCCUGCGCUUCAACCCGCAGUUCCUCCCCAGAAGCUGGAUCUUGAGCGAGGUCAUCCAGAAGACCGAGGAGAGCGACGGCCAGGACUUGGCAUACCUCCACAAACUCCAGAAGAUGGCCUUCAAUCCAUACGACCCCUCGAAAUGGGGGCCCGAGUUGAAGGACGUCGAGGCGAGAUGGAUGGUGCAGGGCGAUGUGGACGAGGACAAAACCAUGUUGCAGUGCAGCUGUUCCUCGUGA